AGAGAGCGACAAAAGUUGCUUAGAUAAUUGACUAUAUAAUGGGCAAGCUUGAACCAGCCAUGUGAUCAUUCACACAAGUCCGUCCUACAACUUGAAGCUUUAGCAUAAUCAUCACAUCACAGGUCUAACAAUGGUCUCACAACUCUUGAUGUUAUUCCUUACAUGUCUUCCAGCUCUCGUAAUGAGCCAGGGAACACCAUACGAUGACGCCCAGUCUGAUUUUUGGUCACCCUCUGUUCCGGACCCUGAUGACCCUACUGACCUCUCUACCACCGACACUUCGAGCCCAGAGGUGCAUAGUGAAACCUCCGAUUACAAUGGCAACGCAAUCCCAAAGAGAAAGCUUGCCGGGUAUUACCCGGUUUACAAUGCGGAUGGGCAGCCCCUUUCUAAGCUCAGAUAUGAUCUCUACGACGAGAUCAUAUUUUUCGCGGCAACCACUACCGAGAAUUUCACAAUUGGCACCGAUUCCUUGACCCAAAAUGAAUGGGACACUUUAGCCUUUGAUUUUGUCAAGAAGUGCAAAGAGCACUCGGUCUUGCCCACUUAUUCUCUUGGAGGCUGGGGCGGCUCCAGAUUCUUUUCAAGCCUUGCGGCGACUGCUGAGAAUCGGACCGCAUUUGCCGAUUCAACCAUUCGUUUCGCCAAGAAAUACGGGUUCGAAGGAAUCGAUUUUGACUGGGAAUACGCCAGCAUUCAGGGAAUCGGUUGUAACGUCAUCAGUAACGAGGAUGUUCAAAAUCAACAAUUGCUUUAUAAGGAAGUUAAAGGCAAAUGGCCCGAAGGAAAGCUUUCUUCUCCCCAAAGCAUAGCGGGCAUUAGGGACGCCGAUUACCAAAAAUUACCGGCAUCCAAUGUCACCAUGAUGGUUGAAGCUCUUGACGAAUUGCGCAUUAUGGCGUACGAUGUCCAUGGCAGUUUUACCAAGACUACCGGACCCAACGCCCCACUCAGAUCGCAAUGUGCUGAUCCAGAAAACCAGUUAUCCGUUGAGGAUGCGAUCGAAAUCUACCUCGAGCAAGGUUUCAAACCGGAGCAACUAACCUUAGGAAUCCCUGCUUACGCCAAAUCGUGGACCUUGACCAAGCCAGAACUCACCCCCAGAACCGUUGGCAACUACAAGAGUUGGUAUUACCAGAACUUCACUGGUAUACCUGCUGGAGGCAAAUACGACGAUAAACCUGGAACAGACAUCUGUGGUCAAAAGACAGAUUAUGGUGGCUCAUGGUUUACCCAGGAAUUAGUCGAAUCUGGUUUCUUGAGCGAAGAUGAAUCCAGCGGAGGAAAUGGUUACACCAGAUAUUACGACGACUGCUCCGGAGAGCCAUUCCUUGCUAGCAACACCACUUUGAUCAGCUAUGACGACACCGCAAGCACCGUGGCCAAAGUGAAAUACGCCAACUCUAAGGGUCUAGCAGGGGUAUUUUUCUUUGACACCAUGGGUCCUAGAGACUCCACACUCGAGGCAGCCAGAGCGGAAUUGCUCAACUAGAAUCCUCUUGCUUGAGGUAUUUAUAUUUCAAUCCUGCUGGCCACACCGAUUGAUACUGAGCCCAGGAGUUAUAAUUCUAGACCAUUUUUCAGUAUCUCUGGCAUAUUAACAGGCACAUUUUAUCAUUUCACAUCCUCAGUUAUUCUUUUCCAAUAUUUUUAAAUUCUUGCCCAUGUUCUAUUCAUGUGCCGGUAUUACAAUCUUAUUUACGUCCUUUCAAGACC
This is a messenger RNA of Puccinia graminis f. sp. tritici CRL 75-36-700-3, 1716 nucleotides long. RefSeq lists its product as uncharacterized. The transcript is spliced from 12 exons. Gene Ontology annotation, cellular component: extracellular region. Gene Ontology annotation, molecular function: chitinase activity; chitin binding. Gene Ontology annotation, biological process: chitin catabolic process; carbohydrate metabolic process. Lineage: Eukaryota; Fungi; Basidiomycota; Pucciniomycetes; Pucciniales; Pucciniaceae. The coding region runs from base 131 to 1492 and encodes 453 amino acids. The record is from RefSeq and is a predicted model, not a curated record.